Molecule: messenger RNA, 4059 nt
Organism: Mirounga angustirostris (Northern elephant seal)
Lineage: Eukaryota; Metazoa; Chordata; Mammalia; Carnivora; Phocidae
Gene: ODF2L
Product: outer dense fiber of sperm tails 2 like
Exons: 18
Coding region: 315-2252 (645 amino acids)
Biological process (GO): negative regulation of cilium assembly
Cellular component (GO): ciliary basal body; centrosome
Source: RefSeq, a predicted model, not a curated record
GGCGGGGCGGCCGUUGCCAGAGAAGCCACUUGAUGGUUACUAGCUCCACUUUCGUCCCUCUUGCACCUGGGCGGGCACUCUUCCACCGCAAGCAGUUCUAGGAAUUCGCCUCCUUGCCACCUCGCGUCCUUUCGCUUCCUUUCUAGCUUUCGCCUGCGGCACUGCCUCCUGCGUCCCCCUCUCUCCUAGCCGACCCAGGGCUGGAGAACACAGUGUGCAGAGCAAGAAAUUUUAAACAAGUGAAUGAAUGAAAGCUUUCAGCUUAUGAAGAAAAGUUGUUGUGGAAGCCACCUAUAAAUCCAUUUACCAAAUUUAUGGAGAAGCCUUCAAUUGAUGGAAGUCAUUCAGAGAAACUAUGUUCUCAUUUUACAAGUACACCAGAGGACGAACAUUUACCACAGGCUGCCAGUGAAAGUCAUCUCAGCUGUCUAAAGCAGGACAUCCUAAAUGAAAAGACUGACCUGGAAGCAACAUUUAAGGAAGCUGAGUUGGCAACCUGUUCUGUAGAAUUAUUUUUGCCAUUAUUUAAGGAUACCGUUGAAGAGAUUAGUUUUGAAAAUGCUAAUCUUUUUGCAUCCAAUUUGAAGAAGAUUUCUGAACAGAAGGAAAUAUUAACAAAAGAAUUAGACACUUUUAAACGUGUAAAACAAGCUUUAGAACAUCUUAGAAAGACAGAAUACCAACAAGUAGGGGACAGUUUAUCCAGCAUGUUAGAGAAGCUAACUGAUAAUGAAAGUGAAAAUACUAAUCUUAAGAAGAAGGUACUUGAAAAGGAGACCUAUAUUCAAGAACUUUCUUGUUUGUUUCAGAAUGAAAAGGCAAAUGCUUUGAAAGCAAACCGUUUUUCACAAUCAGUAAAAGUAGUACAUGAACGACUACAGCUCCAAAUUCAUAAAAAGGAAGCAGAGAAUGAUAAAUUAAAAGGAUACAUAAAGAGCUUAGAAACCAAGAUAACUGAAUGGAACUUACAACUGAGAAAGAAUAAGCACGAAGCUGUAGCAAUGAAAGAAUCAAGCAAGCAAAAAACUAUAGCUCUAAAAAAGGCAUCUAAAAUUUACAGACAAAGGCUUAAACACUUUACUGGAGACACGGAAAACCUUACCUCCCAAAUCAGAGAUCAGGAAGCCAAGCUGUCUGAAACAAUUUCAGCUUCCAAUGCCUGGAAAAGUCAUUAUGAGAAAAUUCUAAUAGAAAAAACUGAAUUGGAAGUUCAGAUUGAAACAAUGCAAAAGCAAGUUACAAAUCUUUUGGAAGACCUGAAGAAAGUGGAAGACCUUGGAAAAAAUUCAUGUGAAGAAAUUCUUAGAAAACUUCACUCAAUUGAAUAUGAAAAUGAAACUCUGAAUCUUGAGAAUACAAAAUUAAAGACUACACUUGAUGCUUUGAAGGAUGAGGUGGUUUCUGUUGAAAAUGAACUUUUAGAAUUGCAAGAAGUAGAAAAACAACAGAAGACCCUUAUUGAAGUAUAUAAAACUCAGAUACAAAAAUUGCAAGAAGCAGCUGAAAUGGUGAAAAGCAGAUGCGAAAAUUUACUACGUGAGAAUAACCUAAUUACAAAAAACAAAAAUAAAAAAUUAGAGAAGUUGAGAGGCCAGAUGGAGUCUCAUCUGCAGGAGUUAGAGCGCGUCCGCGAUUCCUUGACGGCGGCGGAAGGGAGGCUUCACGAGUGUCAGGAGAGCCUGCAGCACUGCAAGGGGAAAUGUGCAGACCAGGCGCACACCGUUAGCGAGCUGCAGGGCCAGGUUGAUGCAAAUCAUAAUCUUCUGAGAAAGCUUUCUCUGGAAGAGGAAAAUUAUCUUAUUCAGUUGAAGUGUGAAAACCUUAAACAAAAAUUAGAACAGAUGGAUGCAGAAAAUAAAGAGCUUGAAAAGAAGCUGGCAAACCAAGAAGAAUGUCUUAAGCAUAGCAAUCUUAAGUUUAAAGAGAAAUCAGCAGAAUAUACAGCAUUGGCCAGACAGCUGGAAGCUGCUUUAGAAGAAGGAAGACAAAAGGUUUCUGAAGAAAUAGAGAAAAUGUCAUCUAGAGAGAGGGCUUUGCAGAUUAAAAUAUUAAAUCUGGAAAUUGAACUUAGAAAGAAAAAUGAAGAACAAAAUCAACUUGUUUGCAAAAUGCACAGCGUAAGUAAAGCACAACACCAGGAAGUAUGUUUGAAGGAAAUACAACAUAGUCUUGAAAAGUCAGAGAAUCAAAACGAAAGUAUUAAGAAUUAUUUACAGUUUCUAAAAACUUCUUAUGUAACAAUGUUUGGAUAAAUGGUUGUAUUUAUUUUCUAUAAGCAAUAGGAUUUUACUCUAAGUCUAAAACAUGAUUAGGUACAAAAAUAAUAAUAAAUAUAAUUUAUGGGUGGUAGUAGAGUUUUUAUGAGGCUUUCUUAAAUACAAUUUAUUUUCCAAUUGCAACUUUAAAAUAAGAUACUGAUGUUAGUAUUCCUUUUUGCUGGAUAAUUUUCAUUUAGCUCUGGUUUAAUACCUAUUUAAAUUAUAUUGAUUUUUAGAAUGGUUUUCACACACAGAAAAGAAGCCAGAAUCAUUUUUUGUGACUGUAGCCAUCAGUUAAUUGAAUUUGUAAUGAAUCUAGGCCAGUUAUGAGCCAAAUACAUGAUUUUGAAUAACAUAUAAUUGUUUUACUUUGUGGUGCUAUAUAUGUAUAUAUAAAAUCAAGGAAAAUAUUCUGGAUAUUAAUUGUUAAUAAUAGUAUAAUUACAUACUUUCUAAAGAUACCAAAUGUCAAAUUAUUACUGUUUCAAGUAUGAUGCCAUUAUAAUUUCUGUGAGGAUUUUAAUAAAGAAUUUUAAAUCAUAGCUAUUAAAUGCCAGCUGAUGGUGACAGAUGAAAACACAUUGGCGUACAUUGUUUCUUUAUAGAGAAUGGGCAUUUGGGCUCGCCUGUGAAUUUGUAGUCUCUCUUUUUUUUAAUUAGUGAUUGUGUGGUAUUGUCACUGUAGACAUUUUUUUUUUUUUUUGAAGAUUUUAUUCAUUUAUUUGACAGAGAAAGACACAGCGAGAGAGGGAACACAAACGGGGAGUGGGAGAGGGAGAAGCAGACUCCCUGCAGAGCAGGGAGCCCGAUGUGGGACUCGAUCCCGGGACUCCAGGAUCAUGACCUGAGCCGAAGGCAGUCGCUCAACCAACUGAGCCACCCAGGUGCCCCACUGUAGACAUUCUAAAGCCCGUGAGGUAACUAAAAGAUUAAAGGGGAACAACUUGUCCUGCCCCUUUCCAUGGCCAACUCCCUUGGGAUGACUAAAAUAAGCACUGUUAAUACCAAGAAGUUGUAGGAUAAGGUCUUUAUUACUGCAGUGACAUAGAAGAGAUACCAAGAACUUAUUGCCCCCAAUCUCCUACCCGAUGUGCCGAGGCAAGAUCCUCUAAAAGGGGAUUGAUGUCGUCAGCAAGGAAUCAGGUAAUAGUAGCUCCUCGCAGACAAUGGCUUGAGGGCUGUUUAUUGAAAGGGCACUCAGGUCUCAAAAGAUCAUCCAGAGAAGCAAAUUGUGUACGACACGGUCCAGCCUAUGAACAGAGCCAUCUCCCCAACAGAAAUGGGAUCCUUCUUUUCUCUGGUCCCCCUCAGGGGGACCUAAGACUGCCCUAGGAUCUAUGGGAGCUACUUGUCAGUGACCCAGCUGCUUAAUAGUAUUUUUCUUAAAAUAGCGUAAUAUGGUAACUUCAGGAACUGGCCACAUUGUUUGCCCAAUAAUUGCUAACAACAUUAGUGUUGCCUUUUUUUUUUUUUUUUUAAAUCAGAGUACUUUUACCAAAACACAUACUUGACCCUUGUGGUCCUUUCUUCAACUCCUAAGGCAAAGAGAGCUUUAAGAAAUACUCCGAUGAAAGGAAACUAAGGUUCUUAAGUAUUGCUCAUUAGACUGAGCUCUUGAAGGGCAGAACUGUACCUUAUUCCUAUUUCUAUUCCAGCCACUACACCAUAGCUAGUACAUACCUAGAUGCUCCACUGAUGUUUGUGGAUAGAUAGAAAAAAAAUGUAAGCAUAGAAGGAUUAACUACCAUAGCUAUGGUAUAAAACUCUUAAAUUUUGAAGUUGGCAUUUGAACUUAACUCUU